AUGAUUAUGCCAGCUAGAGUAUCUCCAAACGAAUGUACAGUGCCUUUAGAUAACGGAAUGUCCUAUUCCAAUUCUGAGCAACAAGCUACCGUGAACGAAGUUUCAAACUUGACUGGUUCGCCUCCCGAGGCAAAAAAUGUGAACGAACAUCUGUUUAAGGCAAUCAGUGACAUCUUCAGGCCUAUACUCAAGCUGAUGAAAUUGUUUGGAAUAUACUACGGGGAUAACACUCUGAAAUCUUUGACAGAUGAUUCUGGUCGUUUGUCGAGGAGAGCGUAUGUUUCACUCAUGUAUUGUGGUCUGGUAGCUACUGGCCUUUGGUUCAAUUUCUUUUUGGCUUUUCUCAGUUGCUUUUUUGUCCCUGAGAGGAUCUAUGUUUCUUUAAUGUUCUGCUUAUGGUGUCUUAUGGGAGCACUGAAUGCAACAAUUACCCUGAUUGUGUCACCAGUAACAAGAACAAGAAAAUCACGUUUUCAGCACUUCGUUCGUGGUUUAAUCGACAAUAAGAGUCAUGCUACGUUGGAAAAGGUAACAGUCAAAUCAAGAAAUGGCAUAAUUGCGUUUUUCCUUGUAUUUGCUAGUGCUACUGUGGGAUCUUUGAUGACAAAGCUAAAGCUUGAUAUGAAUCUUGCCAACUUUAAGCCUUUAAGUGAGUCACCUGUCUUUGCCAUAGUUUCCGUCAUCUUUCUGAUAAUAGCUGUUGGUUCGUGGUUGCUUCCAGUACUCCUUUUCUGUAUUACGUGUCUCAUACUGGCGGAACUGUUUGAUGAUUUGAGUAAGCGGAUGAAACAGCAGUCAUUGCACUCAACAACAGUGCAACUAGCUUCUUUUAAGGUGGAGCAUCACCAACUGUGCGAGGUUGUGGAACUGGCCGCUGCCAUGUUUUCUCCUCUACUUCUCGGAAUGGUGUCUCUAUACAUUCCUUUGAUUUGCUUCAAUUUGUACCUCGCUGUUCAUUCACCUGGGAAAACUGAGGAAACGAAAUAUUUGUUCAUGGGAAAUAACUUUUUCUGGCUCAUUGCGUCAGUUUGUGUUUUAACAAUUAUCAUGCUGUUUGGAUCCAAAGUGAGCGAAGGGAUUCACAGUUUUCAAAAGAUUUUGCGAACAGUUCCUGUUUCAAAAGAAGACGAAGGAAAGUUGGUGAUGUUUAUGCUUGAUCUUCAGGGAGACCCACAGGGUUUUUCAAUUGGUGGUCUUGUGGUCAUCACCAAGUCCUUGUCUUUGACGAUCGCCGGAGUGAUUAUUUCUUACUUCGCUGUUAUGUUGUCUCUGCCGAAUUAACAGCAAUCAUGGAGCUACGUCAGUAAUACCACUGGUUUAUCAGUCUGUAGACGGUUAUGCGACUUAAGUUACUGUUUUUUAGAGAUAGAUUGAUAUCCUCAGCUGUAGCUUAUUAUGUUAGGUAGUGUGUAGAUGACUUAUAGAACGAGACAGUACUCGGAAAAUCAACGACACAUUAUUCGUCCUUGUCGAAGCUCUAAGGCUGAAACUGAGGGACAGCGCCCUAGAUUGGACCAGUUGGAUAAACAAAAAAUCAGCAGCACUGUCAAAAAUUUUGAGCCAUAAUUUCCUAAACUGGGCAGAAAAAAAAGUAAAGAAAGAAAGAAAGAUGAAAAAUGGAAUUACCUGGUUUUAUAUUUAGUGGUUUAAAGAUGUACGCCAUAGACUAUAUAGGCGCAUAUUUUAAUGGUUAAUUGCCUGAAGGUAUAGAUAGGAUAGAGCAACCAGCAAGUGCUCAAUAUAGACGGAGCGGAAAGGAGAGAGUCCAGAUUGUAAAUUUGUGUAAUUCGAAUUGAAAGGAAGAAAGUCGUAACCGAAACUUUUAUUCUAGUGGUCAUAUUACUCGUUUAAAAUAUUUCCAAGUAUGAUUAGCUUUCCCGUUGUAAGCGUAGUCUUUCUACUGAAAGGAGCAGUUAUUCAGCUCUUCAAGGAUUAGAGUAUCUCGUAAAACAGUUUUUGGUACAGAAAGGCUUUUUUUGACAUGAGUUUAAGAUAUUAACUUUUCCUUUUAUCCAAAUUUUUUGAGGUGGCCAGUUUGUAUUUAAUGUAAAUGCAAGAAGGGUUUGCAAGUAUGCAUAUCUGAUAUCGAGAGUUAUGCAAAUAAAUGCUGGUUCAAUUGACAUGCGCCUUUUCCUAAUGCAAAAAAUGUUGCUUCAACUUGACAAAAGUGCAGAUAAGUUCAGAACUCUUUUGUCCAAUAAAGCCAGUCAUUCGACUGAUAUUGCUAAAGAAGAGACUGUUCCUUUAACGAUAACCAGUAAGAUCGACUUAAGCUAGAUUAAUAAUUCUAACAUUAAUAUAGCAUGGAAUGAUGUUUAUGCAACCUGUCUAAGAACACAAAACUUCCUGUUUGGACAUUUUAAAGAAAUCGAUAAAUCUAAUGCGAAAAAGGCUAAAUUAUUGAAAGGAAUUUUGAACAAAGUAAUAAGUAAGUUAGUGGCGUUUAGGAAAAGGAAAACCUAAUUUGUGAGGGAAGUAUGUACAAUAACAUACAAGCAAAGGAAAUAAAAGCGGACAGCGUAUUGACAUUUAAUUAAAACUUAAGUAAAUAGUUGUGUUUUUUUCCCAGAGGAAUAAAGUGUAUUGGGUAUUAAGGGAAAUA
Pocillopora damicornis (cauliflower coral) is the source of this 2602-nucleotide messenger RNA. RefSeq lists its product as uncharacterized. The record is from RefSeq and is a predicted model, not a curated record. Gene Ontology annotation, biological process: sensory perception of taste. Lineage: Eukaryota; Metazoa; Cnidaria; Anthozoa; Scleractinia; Pocilloporidae. Gene Ontology annotation, cellular component: membrane.